Messenger RNA from Paramecium tetraurelia, 436 nucleotides. RefSeq lists its product as uncharacterized. The transcript has 3 exons. The record is from RefSeq and is a predicted model, not a curated record. Lineage: Eukaryota; Ciliophora; Oligohymenophorea; Peniculida; Parameciidae.
AUGUUAAAUAAAGAAGUAAAGAAGAAUAAAUCAAAUUUAAGAAAAGAAAUGAUGGAAUAUGGAAGGAACAAACGAUAGUAAAAUAGAAGUCAAACUCCUAUAAAUGAAGACAAAAACAGUGAUCGAAAAGAAUAGGUUAAAAAAUCCAAAAGCCCAUUAAUGGAACGGCUAUCUAUGGGAUAAAAGGCAAAGGUUGAAGAAAAAGAAAUGUUUGCAUUAACCAAAAAAAAUUAUGAGAAUAUACCUGAAGUUAAAAAAAAGAAGAAUUAAGAGGAAAUUAUCAAAUAAAAACAACAAUUCAUGAAAGAAAGAUAAAAUAAAUUGAAAGAAUUAGAUGAUAAAAUUAAAGAAAAAAUGAAAAAGCCAUGAUUUGAAAAUUAAUAAAGUGUCUAUAAGUCUACUAUUUAUUAACUACUCAACUUUUAUAAUAAGCAUA